This is a messenger RNA of Tuber aestivum (summer truffle), 2760 nucleotides long. Lineage: Eukaryota; Fungi; Ascomycota; Pezizomycetes; Pezizales; Tuberaceae. The record is from the annotation of a GenBank genome assembly.
CCCCCUCCCCAUUCCUCAUGCACCUUCCGGACAUUAUAUCGGAGCCGGCGUAGAGCAGGUAGAGCAUCCUCCGCUCUCCUCUCUACCAUACAUAAACUUCCCUUACUCUUUCUUUCACCUAACCUUACCCACUUUGCGUUUGGUUUCUAAGAUGCAUCUCUCCAAGCUUGUCAUUGGUGUCUUGGGGUGCACCCUCUUCAGUGGGUCGUCUCACUCAUUCCCGGGGGACGGAGUCCUUAUCCCGAAAGCGAAUACUACGGAACCCCCUUCCCAAGCGGACGCAAUUCGACUAUGCAAGUCCAAAGAAUUCGGGUUGGUUGUUGAGAAUUGGUUUGUCAGCGAAGCUACAGAAUGGCUCCAAGAGUAUACGAAGAAGAACAGACAUACAGACAACUACAAGCAACGGGGUGUUAUUGGCGCUAUUGCCUACGACUACCUUGGCGAUACUGGCAUGGUCUGUGGCACAAACACCGCAUCUCUCUGUAAGUGCCAACCCUGACCUUGAAUCCUCCCGCACCUCCAUGCCCAUUUUUUUUUAAAAACAAUCUGUAGGUCAGGUCGAUUGUGUCAAUCUCGUCAAGAGUAUACCGGAUGUUCUGGAAGCUCAGAAGGUCUAUUUUGUCUUGAAGUCUGCUCAGCACCUCAAUCUCGUCUUCGAUACAGUCCGCGUAAGUGGUUAUUCCUGUGCUUUAGAUAUAUCCAGUAAUUAGUGGUGUGGUUCGACAGAAAGACUUGACCGCCGCCCAAGCGAACGUCGCUCUCCUUGCUCCGUCGAUGGCCAAGGCCCUGCGUUGGCCUGAAAAGUCUGACUACGAGCGAACCCACGAACUCCUCAUUGGUUAUCUGAAUGUCUUCAUUCAGAUAGUCAUCGCGUCUGUAACCGCCUGGGUGCCCGGAAGUUCCAUCCUCUCUUUCGCCAAAGAGUCGUGGGAGAUGGCACAAGUCAGCGUAGAUGCCCUUCAGGCUCAUAUCCGGGAAGUCAAAUUGAAAAGUUCCAGCGAGGUCGCCUCCGAGCGACUCCUCGAGGCACAACGCGAGACAAAAAGACGCCGGGAACUUUACGAUCGUAUCGUCGCUAGCGGAGCCCAGAAAUCGCUCGCGGACGAGAAAUGGUAUCAAGCUGCUAGCCCUUGGCUUGGAGUUAUAGUACCACAGAUGGCUUUCGACACUACCGGUAUUGGCAAGUACAAGCACACUGCUUUUGGAGGCGGCGAGGGUUCUGUGGAAAGGAACACAGAGGAGCUUUUGCUUUACCUCAAGGGAACCGGAGAGUUUACGAGGCGAAGGCUCGGGGAUGGAGUCGAUGAACUUUUCAAGGGCAUCGACGCUGACGAAGAAGGUGAGUGUUUGUGCUUCACUCCGCCGAAAUUCCGACUUUGAUUCCCGAUUCCGACUAUGAGUAUUCAGGAGCAACAAGCUUCUCCAAACUCGCCGGCUCCGGUGGGUAUCUCCCACCGACCUCUGAGGCUCUCUCCUUGUGGACUGGGCCCGGAAUUGAAGAGAAGCUUACCAGGAACUUCAUGCUGAAGGCACUCGACACUACCCUUAGGUCUCAGGAAAUCUGGAUUACCUGCACCAAGGACUUCAAGACAGUCAAGCCCCGUGCCGACAGCACAUCGCCCGCCAAGUACCCCACGAACAUUUGCCCGAAGGACAUGUCGGGCCCACAAGAUCUCAAGGAAUGUGUUGAUGGCUACGUCUGCUACAUGUAUAAGUGGAUGAGUAGAUACACUGCAUACGCCAGCCAUCGUGUUGAGUACCCCUUCGGAAUGCAAGACAUCCAGGACGCUCCCUACGAUGUUGAUCCUAAGGUAUAGAUGUAUACACAUAUAGAACCCCUUGUGGCUGAGUAUUGCGCUGACAAAAAAUCAUCAGGACAUCAUCCACUCCUCUGUCAUGACCUACAUGGAGCAACACAAGAAAGACACCUCGCCCCCCGAGACAUUAAGCCUUGCUUCAUUCAAGGAUGCCGCCUCGAGCAAGAAGGUCUGGGAUGCCCGCCAGCCCGGUUUCUUCACUGUUCCCGUCUGCAUGUCUCAGUACAACUUCAAUACUCCCAUCGAACCCGUGGACAAGACAACCUGCUUCCUCAACCCCGACUGCCGCCAAAAGACUCUGCCCUGUAACUGCGGCCCCUACGGCAGCGAGACAAAGGUCCUCUGGAGGGAAGCCGGCCUGUGGGACCUUCCGUCUGCGGAAGAUUAUAGGAAGGGGCACUGCUCUCGCCAAAUCCACAAGAGAAUUGAGGACGAUCUGGAAAAGUACACUGCGCACUGCGGCAUCGAGAUUCACAAAGGGGGUUCAAAAAAGAAGUCCAUUGGGGCUAAUGCCAUGUGCGGCCCUAUCUUGGAGCAGCUCAAGGAGGCGGGUUAUCCUCCUUCGACUACUAUGUCACCCACCUUCAAGACAAAGUUGUUGUGCCUGGCUGGCAAGAUCAGCAUGGAGAAGUGCGCGCAGUUCGGGGCCUUAAUCCAGACGAUUGGCUGAUAGAUCUGGGGGUUUGGGGGAGGAGGAGGGAGAGGUAAAAUGCUAUUUGAAGGGAGGUGGGCGGAACCAAAAGAGUUUGGGAGUUGAAAACCCUCGCAUUUUUGGGAAGUUUUCGAGAAUUGCACCACUACAACCUCGGCAGAUGUCAUAUGACAGCUCGGUUCCUCACGAUGCAAUGAGCAAACUUAGUUUUGCAAGAGGUGUUUGAAAGGUAAGAUGGAGGAGUAUUUUCUGGUUUUAAUACUAAGCCUAAAUGCCAUGACCUUACCCUUU